AUGAAAAAACAAAAGUCCAAAGAUCCAAUAUAUAAAGUUGUCUCUCUAGGAGAACGCAGAGUUGGCAAGACAUCGAUAAUAACACGAUUCUUCUAUAAUACCUUCUCAGAAAAGUCUGAAGAAACUGUCUGUGGCUAUUGCAAGUAGAAGACCAUUUAAACAAAAAAUGGACCUAUUGAUUUGGCUGUCUGGGUAAGGUUCACAUUAAUUAAAUGCAGGACACAGCCGGUUAAGAGAGAUUUCAUAGUAUGCCACCCAUUUACUUUAAAAAUUCAGAUGCUGCGAUAAUAGUGUAUGAUAUUACAGUUAAGGGAACAUUGUAGAAGGUUCGCUAAUGGAUUCAGGAAUUAAAGUAAUUUUCAUAAAAUGACAAUGUUCUACCGGUUCUAGUGGGAAACAAAGACGAUAUGCACAUUCAAAGAGAUGUAGAAUAAUCAUGUAUUAUGUGUCAAUUAUAAAUACUAAUAGAGGUUGAUGAAUUAUGUAAUGAAUACCAGGUAAAGCAUUUUUUGGUUUCAGCUAAAUCUGGGAAGGGAAUAACAGAAAUCUUUUAAUAUAUUGCAGAUGGUAAAUUAACAAAUGACAAUUUAGAGUUGAUACAGUCUGCAAAAUAAACGAAUGAAAGGGGGUAUUUUUGGUAGGGAAACAAGAAAUAGGCAUAGAAUGAUGGGGGAGGAUAUUGCUGA
Molecule: messenger RNA, 686 nt
Organism: Paramecium octaurelia
Lineage: Eukaryota; Ciliophora; Oligohymenophorea; Peniculida; Parameciidae
Source: the annotation of a GenBank genome assembly